Messenger RNA from Fomitiporia mediterranea MF3/22, 1491 nucleotides. RefSeq names its product L-gulonolactone/D-arabinono-1,4-lactone oxidase. Gene Ontology annotation, cellular component: membrane; mitochondrion. Gene Ontology annotation, molecular function: FAD binding; D-arabinono-1,4-lactone oxidase activity. The record is from RefSeq and is a predicted model, not a curated record. Bases 1 to 1491 code for a protein of 496 amino acids. The transcript has 5 exons. Lineage: Eukaryota; Fungi; Basidiomycota; Agaricomycetes; Hymenochaetales; Hymenochaetaceae.
AUGUUAUCGCGCCAGCACACGCCCUUCGCCCCACUUGCGUCGUUGUCGGUGUCGAGACUAUGGGACUUGCUCCAACCAAUAAUAGUUCCUUGGCACUCACCACGUUCACGUUUCACGAAUUGGGGACGCACAUUUACGUGCGUUCCACUUGCAAUCUUUGAACCAGAGACCGAAGAGCAAUGUGCGCUUGUCCUCGAGCUAGCCAGGCGCGAAGGACGACGCGUGAGGUUCUCGGGCAUAGGACAUAGUCCGAGUGACUUGGCGUGUACAAACGAGUACAUGCUACGCACGACCAAGCUUAACAAAGUUCUUGAGGUGAAUACGGAAAAGAAUUACAUUGUAGCUCAAGGAGGGAUCAUCCUUAACGCGCUCCAUGCCUGUCUUGCGGCUCACAAUUUGGCCAUGUCCAAUCUCGGUUCGAUCUCGGACCAAACUCUCGCCGGAAUCAUUACGACAGCGACACACGGUACUGGCGUCAACUAUGGCGUUCUGUCCACAAUGGUGCUGGAGCUGACUCUCAUGAUCGCGGAUGGCACGCAAGUCACGUGCUCAGAGUCUCACCGUCCAGACCUGUUCAAGGCAUCUCUGUGCGGUCUCGGCGCCACUGGUCUCAUAUUGUCUGCUAAAUUGCAAGUUGAGCCGGCGUUUCGCCUCAGAGACGAACAGGACACGGUCAACUUUGAUACAUUUCUCGAAGAUUUCGAUGUGUUGAUCAGGUCUGGAGAGCACACACGCUUCUGGUGGUUUGCACAAAACAAUUUGGUUCGCACUAGCGUAUGCAAUCGGACACAGGAGAGCCCAAAACCAGCAGGAAGUUGGCUGUGGAAUGUCUUCUUUGCCUACCAUGUCGUGCAGCUCCUACUAUUUUUAGGUCGAUACUGGUUGAGGAUCAACACUUGGACCGGUCUGUUUGCUGAAUGGCUGUUACGGGGAAAGACGGUGAAUAUUGAUGAUUCCCACAGGGUUCUAAAUGUGGAUUGUCGAUACCCGCAAUACACUACAGAAUGGGCUGUACCUCUCGAGAAUGCGCGAAGGUGCCUUAGGGAGCUUCAGAUCUGGAUUGACAAUGAAUAUGCCAACCCCAAUGGAAUCCGUCCCCACUUUCCCAUUGAGAUUCGCUUCACAGAAGCAGAUGAUAUCUGGCUCAGUCCCGUGAGUGAAUCUCUUUCCUUUGACGUUGGUAUGAUUUGCCGACGGCUUUCUCGCGGUAUCUUCUCUUCUAGGCCUUAUGGUUUCAACGUGCCAUAUCGCCGCUUCUUCAGCGCCUUCGAACGUAUCGCGGCGCAGCUCGGCGGAAAGCCACAUUGGGCAAAGACCCACGAGCUGCGUCCCGCGGAACUACGUGCAUUGUACCCCAGGUUUCCUGACUUUGUGAAAGUCUUGGAAGAUGUUGAUUCUUCGGGACUCUUCCGUAGUGAAUACAUUCGGAGACACAUAUUUGGAGAGCUGGGAGCAGACGUGCACGCUCGCGUGUUCAAGCCGCGGAACUGA